Athene cunicularia (burrowing owl) is the source of this 8762-nucleotide messenger RNA. RefSeq names its product UTP20, small subunit processome component (gene UTP20). The transcript has 63 exons. NCBI's taxonomy places the organism in Eukaryota, Metazoa, Chordata, Aves, Strigiformes, Strigidae. The record is from RefSeq and is a predicted model, not a curated record. Gene Ontology annotation, cellular component: 90S preribosome; nucleolus; small-subunit processome. Bases 1 to 8514 code for a protein of 2837 amino acids.
AUGCACAAGCUGUUUUACAAUGGUUUCCUCUACAUGCCUCUACAGGCUGAGCACACCUUGGCUCUCUUCGCCAUUGCUUUCCAUGAAUGUCAGAUUUCGCUCAUUCCCUUGGAUGAUUUUGGAGCAUGUGCAUCUCAGGAAGUUCCACAACUCUAUAAGAUAUUUCUUACCUUUUCGGAGCGCUUAAGCAAUGUUAAUAUAGAUAUUAUUCAUCGGAUUGACAGAACUGGAAGCUACGCUGAGGAGGUUGACACCUACUUUUUCGAAGGACUACGGAAAUGGAGGGAACUGAACCUCACUCAGCAUUUUGUCCAAUUCUACAAUGAAGUGGCCAACAAAUGCCAGUCCUUCAACCAGCUGGUCUAUUACCAGAGUGCCAUUGUGCAGAGCUUGAAGACACAUUUGCAAGUCGAAGGCAGUCUUGCUUAUCAAGCCCUAUUAGAUCUAGUGGUGCAGCUGGCUCGAGAUCUUCAGGCUGAUUUCUAUCCUCAUUUUCAUGACUUUUUCCUGGCCAUCACCAAGUUGCUGGAUACACAGGACACAGAGCUGCUGGAAUGGGCUUUUACUUCUCUUUCCUAUCUCUACAAAUACUUAUGGAGAUUGAUGGUGAAGGACAUACACAAGAUAUACAGCCUAUAUAGCACCCUGUUGGCUCACUCCAAACUUCACAUCAGAAACUUUGCUGCUGAAAGUUUUGUCUUUCUAAUGAGAAAGGUUUCUGAUAAAAAUGCAAUCUUCAAUUUAAUGCUCCAUGACCUGGGGGAGCACCCCGAGAAGGUGGAAGGUGUAGGACAGCUACUUUUUGAGAUGUGCAAGGGUGUUCGAAACAUGUUCCACUCCUGCACAGAGACGGCUAUGAAGUUAAUUCUGUUAAAGCUGGGGCCUAUUACUGAAGAAGAAAUUGAACUACCGUGGGUAACUGUAGGAGAAGCAUUUGAACAUAUGAUCAGAUCAGCUGUACUCCAUAUCCAUAAGGAACAUUUUGACAUUGUCUUCAAGUGCCUGGAGGAGUCACUCUUAAACUUGCAAAGGAAAAUAACUAAGGCCAACAGCUGUAAGGCUUCAGAGCAGAUGGAAAAGAUUCUGCAAGCAUAUCUGAUCGUAGUGGAACAUGCAAAUGGAUCCAAAGUCUCAAUGCCUGAAGAUGUCUGUCAGAUUUUAAUAAAAAUGUUACAGACACCAGAUCUCUCAUCAACUUGCUGUAAGACCCUGCUGAACACCAUUUCUGCAUUCCUGCUGGCUGAGAAUGUUUUCUUGCCUGAUUCUUUGGCCAAAGAAGCUAUUGAGAAGGUAUUUGCAAGUGGAUUUGAACGAUGCUUUCUUUUGGACUUCUCUGAAGCGAUGUUCACAAUGAAGCAAUUUGAGAGGCAUUUUCUUCCGUGCUUUCUAGAGUACAUUGAACACUUCUUCUCUGGCACAGAUGCCCUCACAAAGGGUGAGGCAAUGGCAAUUCUGGCUAAACUCAUUCUGGUGAAAGCAGAGCCUCCUACAAUUGGUUCGAUGGCAUUUGAAAAGUAUCCUCUCACUUUCACUGAAUCAUCUGUCAGCUCUAAUACAAGGCAGCAAGCAAGUGAAAGACAAGCAGGAAAGGCAGAAGUACCUGUGUUGGAUCAUAUACUGUCUUUAAUCCAUUUACCAGAGAAGGAAGACAUCACUGACCUUUCACAGCAUUGGGUUGCCUUGGUUGUACUGCCACAUAUUAGACCAAUGGACAAAGAAAAUGUUCUGCCCCAUGUGACAAGUUUUAUAGACUCUCUCUUCACAGCCAUUGACAAAGGAAGCCUCUGCAAAGGAAGCCUGUUUGUGGCCUGCCAAGCUGUAAGUACUCUUCUUAGUUUGGCAGAGUCUUCUGAAAUACUCCAUUUGUUACCUGUGGAGCGUGUCAAGAGCUUGGUGACCACUUUCCCUUCAGACCCGUCUGCGUUACUGUUGGCUGAUCUCUAUUACACAAGGUUGGCAUUGUGUGGCUGCCAGGAACCCCUUUCUCAAGGGAACAUAAUGGACUUGUUUGAGAAGCUGCAUCCUAAUAUUUCCACUGGUGUUUCCAAGGUCCGGCUAUUGACUGUUCGAGUUCUAAGCCAUUUUGAGAAUCCAUCCCCUACACGGAUUGAGGGUGAUGGCACAGGGGAACUCCAGCCAUUAUUUGCCAUAUUGCUCCAGGCAGAACUUGUGCCAGCAACAGUGAAUGAUUACAGAGAGAAACUCCUCCAUUUGAGAAAACUAAGAUGUGAUAUAGUGCUGUCUGCAAUACCAAGUGGAUCUUUGCAGGAGGUUCCUCUUCGGUAUUUACUGGGAAUGCUUUAUAUUAACUUCAGCCCUCUCUGGGAUCCUGUAAUUGAACUCAUAACAUCUUAUGCAAAGGAAAUGGAGAAUAAACAGUUCUGGAAGGUCUUAUAUGAACAUUUGGAGAGAGCUGCUACCUAUGCUGAAAUGGAGCUGCAAAAUGAACUAGAUGAACAGGAGGAAAGCAUUGCUGAAACAGAAAGUGAGAAGAUGCCAGAAGGAGGAGUGGGAGCUGUCUUCCUGGAGCAGCUGAAGACUAGAACGGAUUGCAGUGUGCGACUGGACCACACAAACUUCCGUUUUCUACUGUGGAAAGCACUAUAUAAGUUUCCAGACAGAGUGGAGCCUAGGUCAAGGGAACUUUCCCCACUUCUUUUGAGAUUUAUUAGAAACGAGUACUACCCAGCAGAUUCAUUGGUGGCUCCAUCUCAGGAUCUUAGAAAGAAAAUUAGUCGUACAGUAGCAGCAAAAGAAAUACCCAACGAAGAGGGGAAUGAUGUUGCUAUGGAGGAGGAGGAGGAGGAAGAAGAACAGGAAGAAGGGGAACCAAUUACCGUAGGAUUACCAAAAAAGAAAACAAGAAGAGCUGCUGCUAAGCAACUAAUAGCCCACUUACAAGUUUUCUCUAAAUUCUCAAAUCCUCGUGCAUUGUAUCUGGAACAGAAGUUGAAUGCAUUAUAUACCCAGGUGAUGCUAUUUGCUGACUUUGCUGUGGACAGGGGGCUGUGGAACUGUAUUAAAUGGUAUGAACCUGUUAUUUCCCUGGGCUCGAACUGGUACCUGGUGUUAGAAGAGAACUUACAAAGGCUACUGGAAGAUAAGAGUUUUAAAGAAGAAAUAGUCCAUUUCAGUAUUUCUGAGGAGACCUCAGUAGUAAAAGUGGAGCAUCGACCAGAUCUCAUCCCUGUUCUUAUGAGAAUUCUCUAUGGCAGAAUGAGAAACAAAACAGGGAGCAAAACACAGGGCAGGUCUUCAGCAGGCACUCGCAUGUCAAUCGUUCUGCGAUUUCUUGCCGGCUCGCUGCCAGAAGAGAUACGGAUGUUCUUGGAUCUACUCUUUGAAGCUGUGAAGCAAUUCAGUAAUGGGCCUUGCCAGACUGCAGUGCUUCGAAGUAUGUCAGAGCUAGAUUUAGCUAAAGUUCUGCCUCUUGGGCGUCAGCAUAGCCUCUUCAACAGUCUCGAAGUUGUGUUGAAAAACAUGGGACAUUUGAUCCAUCGGUAUCUGCCUGAAAUUCUACAGAUUCUGCUCUGCAUGACGGCUGUGGUAUCCUGCAUCCUCCAGCAAAGAGAGAAGAUCCAACCUAGGUUGAUUAAUCCACUGAAGAAUUUGAGACGUCUGGGACUCAAGCUCGUGGCAGAGUUUUUUUCUGAUUAUGAGACCUACAGCUUUAGUGUGGAAGAGAUUGAUGCCAUUUUCUAUGCGGUGGUAUGGCCUCAGGUCUGCAGAUUGGCUUCAGAGAGUCAGUAUUCUCCAACUUUUCUCCUCAAACUCAUUCACACUUGGAGUAAGAAUCCCAGGUAUUUCCCCUUGCUGGCCAAGCAGCAGCCAGAUCACCCAGAGUGUGAUAUACUAUCAAAUGUAUUUGCUGUGCUGUCAGCCAAGAAUCUAUCUGAGGCCACAUCCAGUCUUGUGAUGGACAUAGCUGAUAGCCUUCUCAACAGCCCAGAUUUCAAACCCACGGGGCAGGUUUCGAGUUUGAGCGUGACUGACUGUGUUGUCGUAGUCACUGGAGAUGUGACAGAAGAGACCCUCAGCCUAGGUUGCCGCUUGGUUCUGCCUCAUGUUCCUGCCAUACUUCAGUACUUCAGCAAAACAAUGUUGAAUGUGGAGAAGGUGAAAAAGAAGAAAUACAGAGCUCAAGUCAGCAAAGAGCUGAGUAUACUUUCUAAGAUCAGCAAAUUUAUACAAGAAAAGAGUCAGAAUUCAGUGCUUGUGAGUCUUCUUCUUCCUUUCCUUCAUCAGAGUAACAUGGAGCAGGGUACAGAGAUUGACAUUCUGGAGACAGUGCAGAACUUGCUGAGGCAUUGCUCAGAUCCUACGAGCUUUCUCAAACCACUGGCAAAGCUUUUUUCUGUCAUCCAGAACAAACUGUCUCGACAUAAAUUAUGCUUGGUCUUUCAGACUUUAUCUGAUUUGGACAGCGAAUUGAAGUAUAUUACUGAUGUUGUUAAGCUGAAUGCCUUUGAUCAACGACAUCUCGAUGAUAUCGACUUUGAUGUACGUCUGUCGGCAUUCCAGUCAAUCACAGCCCACAUCAAGGAAAUGCAGGCAGUGGAUGUCAACUUCCUCAUCUCCGUUAUGCACAACUGCUUCUAUACCAUCCAGCUAGGGGAUAUGGCUCUUAGUUACAACGCAAGCCUUUGCUUGACCGGUUUUAUCCACCGACUGGCAGAGAUCGACCACACAGAAGAUGAGUACAAGGAGCUAAUUCAGCAGACUCUCCUGGAGUCUGUGAGAAGAGGGCUGAAGAGUAAAACUGAGAGCAUCCAGCAGGACUACACAUCGUUGCUUUCCUGCCUCAUUCAAACAUUCCCAGCAAAUUCUGAAUUCCGGGAUUUGGUCCAGUUGACCAACCGCCACGAUCCUGACAUGGACUUCUUUGAGAAUAUGAAACACAUGCAGAUCCACAGAAGGGCACGAGCUCUGAGGAAACUGGCUAAGCAUCUUGGUGAAAAAAAGGUUGUGCUGUCUUCUAAAUCCCUGCAGAACUACAUCAUGCCUUACGCUACUACUGCCAUUUUUAAUGAAAAAAUGCUUAAGCAUGAAAAUAUGGUAACAGCCUCAGUUGAAGUUGUUGGAGCUGUCUGCCGACAUCUCUCUUGGUCAUCUUACUUGUACCACUUAAAGCAUUUCAUCCAUGUCCUCCAAACAGGACAGAUCAGUCCGAAGCUGGGAGUCAGCUUGUUAGAGACAGUGCUGGAAGCUUUUCACUUUGACCAUGAAACACUUGAAAAGCAGCUUUUGACCAUUGACAACCAAGAAGCUGCUGCCAUGGACCUUGAGCCAGUGGUGGAGGCUGAAGAAGCCAUGGAGCUGGAGCAGAGUGAAGGAAAAGAGGAGGUUGUGGAGGAAAAGAAAGGGAAGAAUCUCCCUGAGGAGCCAGCAGAACCUCAGCAAGCAGAUGAGACAUCUGAAGAUGCUGAUCAAGUGACCAAACCUGUUUGUUUCUUACCCCGAAAUAAAGAGGAGCUGGAGUGUCUCAUCAAACACAUUCAGGAUACGGUUACAGUCAACAUCUUGCCUAAAUUGCACAGGUGUAUUGUUGCAAAGGUUAAAAGAGAUGAAGAACACAAACUUGUGAAAUCCAAUGUUGUGAAUGAUGAUGAGGUAGUUCGUGUUCCAUUAGCUUUUGCGAUGGUCAGGAUGAUGCAAUGUCUUCCCCAAGAAGUGAUGGAAGCCAACCUGCCAAGCAUCCUGCUGAAAGUUUGCACAUUUCUGAGGAACAGAUUUCAGGAAAUCCGGGACAUUGCCCGUAACACCCUCAUUAAAAUCAUGGAAGUGUUGGGAGUGCAGUACCUUCUGUACAUCUUAAAAGAGAUGCAGUCCACUCUUGUCCAUGGGUACCAGCUCCAUGUGCUGACUUUCACUGUGAACCUGAUACUGAAGGGCCUUACUACCAGGCUCAGUGCUGGUGAUUUGGACCCCUGCUUAGAUAUCCUGAUUGAGAUUUUCAACCAAGAGUUGUUUGGGAAUGUAGCUGAAGAGAAGGAAGUGAAGGGAAUUGUCUCCAAAGUCAUGGAAGCACGCAAGAACAAGAGUUACGAUUCCUAUGAAAUUCUUGGAAAGUUCAUAGGAAAGGGUCAGGUGACCAAACUUAUUCUGCCACUGAAAGAGAUUCUGGAGAGCACCACAAGCUUGAAGAUAGUCCGGAAGGUGCAUGAGGCACUUCGUCACAUCGUGGCAGGGCUGAUCUUCAAUUCAGACAUGAACGCAGAAUCUCUCCUCCUCCUCAGUCAUGGUCUCAUCAGUGAAAACUUGCCUCUGCUCACUGAGAAGGCCAAAAAAAAAGUUGACCCUCCUCCAGAUCCUCGGCUGCAACCAGAGAGCUGCCUGCUGCUCCAACCCACUCCGAUGAGAGGAGGGCAGAAAGCACGUGUCAGCAGCAGAACUAACAUGUGUAUCUUGGUUGAUUCAGGACUUCGGCUGCUGCACAUGAGCCUGAAGAGGUCCAAAGUAAAUUCUUCUGAGGAGCAUGCUUUGGAAAUGUUAGACCCUUUUGUUCAGCUGCUUAUAGACUGCCUGAAAUCUAUGGAUGUCAAGGUGAUAACUGGUGCUCUACAGUCUUUAGUAUGGAUUUUAAAGUUCCCUUUGCCUUCUGUCAGUACAAAUCUGGAGCAACUCAUUAAGCAGCUUUUCCUCUUACUGAAAGAAUUUGCAAAGACAGGAAUAGCCAAAGGCCAGAAUUUCCACCUGGUUGUGAGCUGUUUCAAAUGUGUAACAAUACUUGUGAAGAAUGCAAAGAGUCAGAUAACAAGCAAACAGCUCCAAGUGUUGCUUGGCUUUGCUGAAGAAGACAUUUAUGAUUCAUCACGUCAAGCCACUGCCUUUGGCCUUCUCAAGGCUAUUUUAUCCAGGAAGCUCAUUGUCCCCGAAAUUGAUGAUGUGCUGCAGAAGGUUGCCCAGCUGGCUAUCACGGGUCAGAGUGAGCCAGUACGAGUCCAGUGCAGGCAGAUUUACUUAAAAUAUAUUCUGGACUACCCUCUUGGUGAAAAGCUGAAACCCAAUUUGGAUUUCAUACUUGCACAACUGGAGUACGAGUAUGAGACUGGAAGAGAAUCUGCACUGGAGAUGAUUGCGUACCUCCUUGACAUGUUCCCACAGGAUCUCCUCCACAAAUACUGCGGGCUGUUUUUUCUCUCUCUUUGUAUGAUGAUGAUAAAUGAUGAUUCUGCCAAAUGCAAAAAGAUGGCGGCUUUGACAUGUAAAUCUCUCCUCAGUAAGAUAAACAAUGAAAAGCAAGAUCUGAUGUUUUCACUGGUCACAGAGUGGUUUCACAGCAAGAAGAGCUCACACAGGAGGUUGGCUGCGCAGGCGUGUGGUUUGUUUGUUGAAGUGGAGGGAAUAAUGUUUGAACGGCGGCUUGAAGCUGUCCUCACCUUGAUUGAAAAAGAAAUCAACCCAAUUAAAUUUGAAAACAUAACUAAAGAGGAGGAGGAGAAGGCUGCAGACAGGCUGCUCUUCAGCUUUCUUGUGCUGAUAACAAAGCUAAUCACAGAGUGCAACUUAAUUCAGUUAACCAGGAACAGUGAUGUUGUGAGCAAUAUCUGGGGUCAUGUCCAGUCUCACCUGUGGUAUCCUCACAGCUGGGUCUGGCUGACAGCUACUGAGAUCUUUGGCUUGUUGUUUUCAUUUUACAAGCCAGAAGAUCUUGUCAGCAAGUGGAGGGAAAGAAAGGCAGGGAAGAGGAAAAAGAUGUCAGCAGAGCUGUCUGCAUCCACAGUCUUCUUGACUGCUGAACUGGACAAAAAGAUGAAAGAACUUGUGCUUGCAUUCUGCCAUCAGCUGCAGUCCAAGUUCCUGGACCUGUCUCUGGGAGAGCAGGUUAUAAAGAAUUUGCUUUUUGUGGCAAAAGUUGUUUACUUGCUAGCCCCUGGCUUAGAAGGAGGUAAAGAGGCAAGUUGUGGAGUGGAAGAGCAGGAGGCCUCAGAAGAUGAGGAAGAGAAGGAUGUUUCUGCUCAAAGAGAGGGAGGAAGAGAGGACACAGAAGAGAAAGGCCAGCCAGCCACACUGCCCUGGUUAAUGAAGAAGCUCUCUCUCAUGGCAAAGCGAGAAGCAGCAUAUUCCCCUAAGGUCCCUUUAAAGCGAAGCUGCAUCUUUAAAUUCCUGGGAGCAAUCUCAGUGGAUCUGGGAAAAGACAGGAUCAAGCCCUACCUUCCAACAAUUCUCACCCCUCUGUUCAGGGAGAUGAACAGCACCUAUGCAGAACAAGAUCCAACACUGAAGAACCUGUCCCAAGAAAUCAUAGAACUGCUCAAGAAGUUAGUUGGACUGGAGGCUUUUUCGCUUGCCUUUUCUUCUGUGCAGAAACAGGCCCAUCAGAAAAGAGCAAUGAGGAAAAAGCAGAGGGCUCUGCAGACUGUAGCAAACCCUGACAUUGCUGCAAGGAGGAAGCUGAAGAGACAUAAGAAUAAAGCAGAAACAAGGAAGAGAAAAAUAGAAUUCCUGCGCCCUACCUACAAGGCCAAGAGACCUCGAAGUCAUGCACUGAAAGAUUUAGCAAUGGUGGAAUGAAAAGGCUUUUCUUUCCUGCAGGAUUAAUUUAUAAAAAGUAAUUUUGAGAUAAAGAUCUAAUUACCAUUUAAAAAAACCCCUGUAUUUUAAUUGUAUUUAUUAGUAUUUUUUCAUGUCCUCUUUUUCAUCUAGGACCUUAAACAAAAGCUUUUCAAUUUUUUUCCAAACCUGUAUAUUUACCAGAGCAUGUACAGUUGAAUGGAAAACUACCAUGAUCUUUUAUAUUAAAUUUUACUUCAUUUUUAAAA